This is a messenger RNA of Peromyscus leucopus (white-footed mouse), 7995 nucleotides long. RefSeq names its product opioid binding protein/cell adhesion molecule like (gene Opcml). The record is from RefSeq and is a predicted model, not a curated record. The coding region runs from base 716 to 1657 and encodes 313 amino acids. Gene Ontology annotation, cellular component: neuron projection. The transcript is spliced from 9 exons. Lineage: Eukaryota; Metazoa; Chordata; Mammalia; Rodentia; Cricetidae.
UUGCUGCCUUCCCCAGAACUCCUUCUCCAGCCCUCCCCUCUAUCUCCCCACCCAUAUCAGGGGAGGCAGCGAGAGGGACUCAGCAUUUCCUCCGCUUGCUCUCCUUACAAGGAGAGAGUGGAGCCCCUUGAGGCGUCUGGCACAUUCCCUCAGGGAUCCCUGCCUCUGUGGGAGCGUCAGUCCCGGCGCGGCGGGGGUUAAGGUGGGCGCCAGCGCCCCGCACCCGCCGGGAUGAGCGCGCAGUCAGUGCAGCUUGCUAGCCGGCUGGUUCCGAGUCGACACCCGGAGAAAGUGGCGGUCAGGGAUGCAGCUGCUGCCAUGACAACCCUGGCGAUCAGGGCCCGCGCGCGUAGGGGCUGCUCCCCGGAGGAAGGCGGCGUGGAGGCCGGGGGCGGCCGCUGAGCGUGGCGUCCGCGCGUCCCAGCGUCCCGUGCAGCGUCCCCGGAGGAGGCGGGGGCCGCAGACCGCUCAGCUCCCGCGCCCAGAGCCUGUGCCGCGGCGCUCCGCGGGCUGGCUAGAGCCGGGCUGGCGGGAGUCGCCCACCCGGCUUCGGGGAGGACAGCCUGAGAGUGGAGGAUCCCGGCUAGCCGGCUGCGGGUCUCCGUGUGCAACUUUUUAUCGCCUUGGGGUCCAGAUGCGAGACUUGGAGCUGUUUUCUAACUCUAUCCAUACAUGAGUGCCGGUGCGCAGCGGAGAUGCCACCUUUCCCAAAGCUAUGGACAAUGUGACGGUCCGGCAGGGGGAGAGCGCCACCCUCAGGUGUACCAUAGAUGAUCGGGUCACCAGAGUAGCCUGGCUAAACCGCAGCACAAUCCUCUAUGCUGGGAAUGACAAGUGGUCCAUAGACCCUCGAGUGAUCAUCUUGGUCAACACGCCUACCCAAUACAGCAUCAUGAUCCAGAAUGUGGAUGUAUAUGAUGAAGGUCCAUACACCUGCUCUGUGCAGACAGACAAUCACCCCAAAACCUCCCGGGUUCACCUCAUAGUGCAAGUUCCUCCCCAGAUAAUGAACAUCUCUUCAGACGUUACUGUGAAUGAGGGAAGCAGUGUGACUCUGUUAUGUCUUGCAAUCGGCAGACCAGAACCAACGGUAACAUGGAGACACCUGUCAGUCAAGGAAGGCCAGGGAUUUGUGAGUGAGGAUGAAUACCUGGAAAUCUCUGACAUCAAGCGUGACCAGUCCGGGGAGUACGAGUGCAGCGCCUUGAAUGAUGUUGCUGCUCCUGAUGUGCGGAAAGUAAAAAUCACUGUAAACUACCCUCCUUAUAUUUCAAAAGCGAAGAACACUGGUGUUUCGGUUGGUCAGAAGGGCAUCUUGAGCUGUGAAGCCUCUGCUGUCCCCAUGGCUGAAUUCCAGUGGUUCAAAGAAGACACCAGGUUAGCCACUGGCCUGGAUGGAGUGAGGAUUGAGAACAAAGGCCGCAUAUCCACUUUGACUUUCUUCAAUGUCUCAGAGAAGGAUUAUGGAAACUAUACCUGUGUGGCCACAAAUAAGCUUGGCAACACCAAUGCCAGCAUCACACUGUAUGAAAUAAGCCCCUCAUCAGCAGUGGCAGGGCCUGGAGCAGUCAUUGAUGGUGUAAAUUCGGCCUCUAGAGCACUGGCUUGUCUCUGGCUCUCAGGGACCUUCUUUGCCCAUUUCUUCAUCAAGUUUUGAUAAGAAACCAUAGGUCCUCUGAGCAACGCCUGCUUCUCCAUAUCACAGACUUUAAUCUACACUGCGGAGGGCAAACCAGUUUGGGCUUCUUUUUGUUUAUUUUUGUUUUUCUUGACUUUUGUUUGUUUGUUUUCUGGGAUUGAUUUUCAAUUUGAUUUGAUUUUUCUCUUUUUUAGUUUGAAUGAGUGGGGUUGGGGGUUGGGGUGGGCAGGGGUCUACCAAGGGUAGGAUAAUCAUUCAUUGGUGUGCCCCCAAAUGGAAUCUGUUCCUGCUACCUUGGCGUUCCUUUUCUCUACUUCUCUUCCCACAACCAUUAACACACACACACACACACACACACACACACACACACACACACACACACACAUACACACACAUACACACACACAAAGAGGCAUUCCACAAAACUGGGCAAAAAGACUAUGUCCCAUGACAAACACCCUGAAGGUACAACUUGACUUACAAUGUAGUCCACAGUAAGAGUUGCAUCUAUGUGUCCUAUUGUCUUUUGAGCUUUCAAUCAUUUCCCCACUCAAAAGGGACAUGUCCUUAUCCUCAUGCUUAUCAUCACCUAUUCCAUUAGGCUUCCCACCUUUUCUUUGUAAGAAACUCUCUCAUUAUAUCCAUAGAUAGCAUAUAAUUACACCCACAUGUAAGAUUCUGCCAUCUUCUCUGGCCUUUCCACUCUAGGCAUUUCUUCCACUAGCUGUAAGAAUUACAGGCUUGAGACUAUGCAUGCAGCCCAAAACUAAACAUUUACAAGUCAAGUAACCAAAUGAGGGAAGUAUAUUAAUGCUAGUACUUCCCUUAAAUGCUGUCACAACUCAUGAAAAGGCGAUCAAUAGCUGGCUAAUUAUUUUAUCAAGCUAUCAAAGCAAUCAUACCAUUAUCCAUUUAUUCAAUUGAUUUAUUUCUCCAUCUAGUUCUAUCCACCUGUCUUUCUCGCACACAAUCCAUUUCCUCUAUUUAUCAUAACAUCAAUGUAAUUAUCUAACUGUUUUCUGUUUCUUUUCCCACUACUCACUAUCAGUUCAUCACUGUAUUAACCUCUGAUCAUAUAUGUCCAUGCCACUAUCUCCAUUUCUCCACCAUCAUCAAUAGACAUUGUCAUCUUCAAAUCUGCCUGGCAACUUCUUAUGUGAAAGCCAGUGAUCUCACAGGCUAACUACACAGAAGAGCAAUUUCCUAUGCCAUGGAUCCUUGGGAAUGUGGAAACCCUUCCACCCAAAUUAAACAUUGUGAACAGAUGGACCAAAGUAGCAAUCUAAAGAUCAGUCCCUCAUGAUUCCCAGAGAGACUGUUUCCUGAAGCGCCUUCUCAGGAAGCAGACGAGCCCUGGGGAAGCUUGAUUAUGCUGCAUCUCUCCUUCAACAGCUGGAAGAUCAAGGUACCAACCUCAUGCUGCUCUCAGCCUUUCAAGAAAAGUGCACGUCAGGAACUUGGAGGAACUUCUCGGUCGCUGGCUUUCAUUAGCAAAAAGAACCUGACGAGAACCACGUAUCAGUCCCUUUUUUGUAAAGACAACAGUCCAUCGGCCGAGGUGGGAUAACUAUAGCUAAGCAUCUCCCUUCUGCUCCAGUUUUGAUUUGAAUUGUUUGAAAAUUAUCCAGCAAAGGGCUGAUGGAGGCCAAUUACGUGGCACAUGUGUUGACAACUCUGGUAUUUGUUUCAGAAAGCUCUUCUAAGCUGAGGGCACUUGAGCUACUGACUUAAUUUCCAAGCACUUGAUUAACACAACAUGGCAAACAGGCGGGAAGUGUAAGUAAUACUGUUUCCCAGGCCUUUUCCCUAGCACGUUGGGGAUAAAUGUCCCCACAUUUCUGUGUUCAAAGCAGGCCUACUGUACAAAGAAGAUCAAAUCCAGCCUCUCAGCACUGUCUCUUGGGAACAGAAGAACUCAGCCAACAAGGGAACCUGCAGUUCAAAUGAACAACGUUGAAGGCCACAAAGGGAUCUCUCUAGGGACUAGCUUACUGAGUGAGUUGAGAAGGAGCCCCAACAGUGAUUUUCUCACAGACAUGUCCUGCCUCCCUCUGGGACCCUUUUCAGGUCCACCUCUAAAAACUGAUAACUAUGGGUUCCAUUAGAGUUCAGUUCCUGUUAAGUUUCACUGACCACUCCAGUAUAAGUGUCCCGCUCUGUGCCACUAUAACCACAUAAAUACAAUACCCACAGUGGGUACAUAUAGACCUGUCUAUACAUAUUCGCAUAUAUACAAAUGCAGGCUUCCUUGGCAUACGAAAGCUCAGCGCUGUCAUAAGAGAUAGAGCUGGGGUGAGCAAAAUUAAUACUCUACUUGCCAGCUGUAAACAGACAUCUGCAUUUCCUAGUGAGCUGCCAAGAAUGAGACUCUGAGAGCAUAAAUGAUGUGCCAAAAACCAGUCUAUUUAUUCCAACUUCCAGAGGCAAUCAGGAGCAGGCACGGAGUCAGAAUUACAGGUCGGAUAUAUGAAUUUCAGAUCUGUCACUGCACUCAGCACCUGGGAGUGGGUUGGUGUCAAGCAUUGUACGAGACAUAAACGUGGCAUUUGGGUUUUCUACUAAUCCUACAUUUGUUACUUUGGAGAAAAGGAAAAUGUGGAUGCCAUGGGAACUGAAAAGUGUUGUUGGGUGAUGUGCUGCUUGAAAUGGACAAGCUGUAACCAUUCUUCACCACCUUGUACAAGCAGAUCAUCAGAACCCCAUUGAGUAUGGACUCAGGGUCACCAUGCAACUCUGCUCUGCCUAUUCUCACUGGAUACUAGACGUGUCUCUGGUAGUUACCUACUCCAUCCAAACUUCAGAAGGAAAAAAAAAUGCUCUAGCCAAUCCUCACGUCUGGGAAAAAGAAAAAGAAGAAGAAAUGACUCCAGGCAACUGGGUACACGAUAUGAAAAUGACUUCUACAGAACAGACAUACCCCAGCUCCUGUGUUAUCCGAGUGACUUUGGUGAGGAUGGCUCCAUGUGAUGGGAGCUGGUUCCCACACUUUGAAGCAAGCAGAAGAGCAGCUGCUCGCUAAAAACAACAUACACACUUCCACAUGCCUUUCCGACUUUACACAUGAAGGGGGGAUGGAUCAGGCCUACUAGACAGAUUUGUUCAGCCUGUCAAGGGUGGGUGUGGAGGAGGGAUAAGGUAAGGAAAAAAGGAUCACAUUAGUCUGAGUAACUGGUAGAACGUUGUGGGUUUUCUACGUGGAAACCACGUACAAUUUAUCAAGAGAUUAAGUAAAAGGAAUUCAGCAAAGGUAGUUAUCCCAAAACAUUUCCCCUUCCCAAAGCAAUGCUAUUUUGUCCUUCCACCAAAGCAACACCAAUGAAAGUGCUAGUGUUAAUCGCUCUGGCCGAGCUUGUUUUUAAGUAGUUUAAUGUCAAGUGCCUGAGACAGUCAUCUGCAAGUUUAAUCAAGGGUGUUUAGAUUUUCUUUCUUCUUCUCAUUGGGAAGGGUGGGGAUGUAGUUGUCAAAACAUAUAUAGCUCUGACCCAGAUAGCUCCAUACAAGGCUCUUCUGCUGUGGGCUACAGUUGUGUCCAGUUCAACAGAAGGAAAGAGAGGGCCGUGUAUCACCCAGAUGACAGGAUCUUUAUCCUCAGAAGUUCAUACCGCUUUGGGAUGUUGUUCACGGGUUGGGAAGUUAGUUUUCAAAAUCUGGUGUAGUUGGGGUCUCAAGGAGCUCCACCACUGAGGCUGAGUUUUAAGAAUAUCUUUCUGCAUCUCUCUGGUCAACUUGUCCUCAGCAAAGAGGAAGAGCAAAUUCUACCUAUCUUAGAAAGAAAUACCAAAAGAGCAGAAAAGCCCCAAAGUAGAUAGUUGAUCCCAGAUUGUUUAUCACGGCCACUGGAUCAAGAACGGUUGAAGUUUAAUACUGUUUGGGUUGAUGCUUUCAGGAGGGGCACCUGUUCUUAGUAGCCCAUAUAGCAAUUGCCAGCCCCAUAAGAGAUGGUGGAGGGGAAUAGCUUAUGAAGUUAUGAGGGAGUAUCUGUUACCAGUUUGAUCCUGAGUUUUCACCAGAAUAGGAAAAACAGUAUCUAGAAUUGGGAACCCUAAAGCUGUUCCUGUUAGAGCUAGAGGAAGCAGCAUAAUUACUAUUUUUAAUUUAGGGGCAAAAUGUAUUUUUCUCCAACAGCAAGAACAUUUGGGUUUUAUUUGGCAUAAGUCUUACUCAUAGAAAUUCUCAUGUCCAAUUGCUUCCCCCCUUAUUAUCCAGAGCUCCCCUCUCUUUCUUUCAAGACAAACGCGUUUGAGUAGCUACGGCAACACUUCCCAGGUGUUUAACUAGGAACGCAACAGUGUACAGGAUGCCGUAUGAUGAAAACUUCUAAUGACCACACACACACACAAAAGCAAACAAAUAAAAAUGCCAGUCUCAUUUCCCCCAUUUCUUACAUAAGAGAAGAGAAGUAAAUGGAAGGAAGAAGAAAUAGAUUUGCAAUUAAAAAUGUGACAAAGAGAUAAAGCUGAACCAGUGCAAUUUAGCCUUCAGGUGCAGAACGUGGAGCCCAAAAGAACAUGGAGUGGACUUAAUUAGACGCAAUUGUCUUCACAGUGAAAGUAGUCAGCAAAACCCGAUUUCCAGCAUUUUGGAAGAGACUUCCCGCACCCCCCUCCCCUGAGUGGUGCCCUUUUAAGGCACAUGGUUGUUUCAAACCCCUAGGUGGAGAAAGAAAGAUUGGGAGCCUCCACUAUCCCUGUGGGGCUUCAUACCAGGUUAUUUGGCAGAGUUUCAGAAUCUCAAUAAUAACAAUGGUAAGUAAUAAUAGCUGCCCUUGUGUUAGUGAAGAGGAACAUUUUAAUCAUUCAGAAAUUCUUGUGACAUGUAAAGUGCAAUUGUGAGGAAUGUGUGGGUGUACGAAAAUGUAUCUGUCAAGUUCAGAGUCCUCUAGAUUAAAAAAAAAAAACUUAUAUGAUUAUCAAUGGUGCCGUUAAUAGCUGUGUUGGACAAUGGGUGUGCCCAUUUUCACCAUUAUUCUUAAAAUAAAUCUAUGUACUGAUGCUUUAAAAUUUUAUCACAUGAUACAAGAAUAUGAUUUUGUCAGCCUUUAAAACUUCCCUUUUUUUCUUUUGCUUUCUUUCUUGUUUUUUCCUUCAAAAAUCAAUGAAGACUUGAUUUCUGUCAACCAUUGUAUUGAGGGUGAAUAUACUACCUGGAUUUUGUGCAUGUUACAUUGUAGCUGUAACCUUUUCUAAUUCAGGAUGAACACAAGACGGUUGUGAUUGUGCAGUGUAUCAAUAAAGUUUGAAGACAUUUGUAACUUUUAGGGGGCUCUUCAUUAGGAUGUCCCUUUGAGAUCCAGUAAUGACAAAAAAAAUGAAGCAGUUAUGUGUUGUAGACUUUGGGGAGUCAAUGUGAUAAAAAAUAUGAGUAAUGCCCCCACCUUCCUCUUUCCCUCUCCCUUUUUCCUGUUCUUUCUCCUCUUCUACACACACACACACACACACACACACACACACACACACACACACAGCACUCUAUUUGCUUUCUGUAUCUUAUGUCUAGAAAAUAUCUAUGCUAUUUACAAAUAACGAAACAUUCAGCUCAAGCCCCAAAAUCUCAGUUAUUUACUGAAUUUGGCUAAAUUGAAAUCAGAAGUUUCCUAAAACAAUGACUGGGUUCCUCUCAGUUUGGCCAUUCUUUCAUUUCGAAGUCUCCACUACUUCCUUUGGCUGAAGUCUGCACCUUUCGCCAAGGAUGGCAGUGAUGAUGUACACUCGUUCUUGAAUGGAGGUGCCACCAGAUUAUCAUUCAAAGUUUCAACUGUCGUAAUAUAUAUACAAUAAAUAGGAAUAUGCCCCAUUUCCCAGGUUGUCAUCUCUAAAACAUUUUAUUCUCCCCAGACCCCAACUUCUCCUCCAUUACCACAUUGCUUUUCUAAAGGAAUGGAUAAUAAAUUUUAAAAAAUCAUUUUCUCUCAGCAAACUGUCCCUCAGUGAGUCCUUCCCGGGAGGUAUUUCAUCUUGGACACACUCAGCCUUUUUACUUCUCAUCUGUACCAUUUGUGAUUUUAAUACACCUUCCCGUUGCUUCAUCUCCAAAUUCUGAUGUGUUUUAUUUUUAUUUUCAACCCCUAGAUUGCUCUAGGCUUCUCACAGAUAAAGCCGAGGGGAGUGGUCAGUGGUGAUUUAGGAGUUCAGGAUGGGAUAGAUAAAGAUUCUUCAUCUCAUUUUACAACACAAGUAGCUUUUCUGGAAAAGCUCUUGAGCUAAAAUUUUGAGACUUGUAUUCUUAUUCUUGUUGGUUAAUCCAGACCUUCUGUGACUCAGUUUCCCCCUGAGGAAAAGGAUCACAGACACCUUGAUACAUGAGCUAUAUGUGUGCUUUGUAAAUCAAAAUGGCAAGUAAACGCUUGGUACUGAUGA